AUGUCGAUACUGAAAAAAUCUAAAGAUAUUUUAGAGAACAUACAAUCUAAGACUCCUUCCUCUGACGAUAGUAUAAAACAUUUGACUUCAUUGUACGCAGAAACAAGCCAAACAGAGUUGUUGUCUACAUCACCCGUGGACGUAACAUUCAUUGGAGCAACACACAAGGUGACCAGUAUUUCUCCAAGCAGAGAAACCAGUCGGGCAGAGUUAUUGUCUACUUCUUCAGCAGAUGUAACAACCAUUGGACUAACUAACCCUGUGACUAUUGAAGAUCUCUGUAAUACAGCAACAGGAUAUACCUAUGACACAAGCAUGGACAUUUGUUACAAAGCUGUUGUAAUUUUGAGAUAUUAUACACAAGCUAAGGAACAAUGUGUUUCAGACGGUGCACAUCUCCUACUUAUUCAUUCUUCGGAUGUGUACGGAUGGGCUAUGAAUCUAAUGGAUUAUUAUGGAAUGCUUCGUAUUUUUUUCCAAGGUGAACGAGUCGACCAAUACUCACCUUUCUUAGAUGAUGCAGGCAAUACUCUAACAUAUUUCAACUGGAGUCCAGGGGAACCAGAUGUUAUCGGGAAUUAUUUACGAACGGACGGAACAACAAGACUAAUGGAGGCAUCUUCAGGAAACACCGAGUAUUCUUACAUUUGUCAGAUAUAUUAGGUUUCACAUGACAAUCAGUUGCUUUUGAAUCUAAUGAUAUAGACGCUUAACAAUACAUAAUUUCUACUUAAUGAUAAGUUUUCUGUACACUAUCUUAAUUCAGAUGUUUAUAAAUUUUCAAAUACCAUAGAGACAAUAACCCGACCAAAGAGCAGAUAACAGCCGAAGGCAACCAAUUUAUUUUGAUAUCGUUCCAAUAGUAUCCUCUGUAUCUUACCAAAAUAUGGCUAUGAUUAGCUUUUUAAAUUUUUUUCCUACUGUUCAA
Molecule: messenger RNA, 928 nt
Organism: Mytilus trossulus (common blue mussel)
Lineage: Eukaryota; Metazoa; Mollusca; Bivalvia; Mytilida; Mytilidae
Exons: 5
Coding region: 1-663 (220 amino acids)
Source: RefSeq, a predicted model, not a curated record